Molecule: messenger RNA, 1839 nt
Organism: Vollenhovia emeryi
Lineage: Eukaryota; Metazoa; Arthropoda; Insecta; Hymenoptera; Formicidae
Gene: IPIP
Product: sesquipedalian-1
Exons: 5
Coding region: 819-1547 (242 amino acids)
Biological process (GO): endosome organization; receptor recycling; retrograde transport, endosome to Golgi
Cellular component (GO): recycling endosome; trans-Golgi network; early endosome
Source: RefSeq, a predicted model, not a curated record
GCUGAACUGGCUGCACUAGUUCAGAGUUUAUCUCUUUCCCUCCACAUUAGAAGAAGAAAGACAAACUCUGAACUAGUACAACCAGUGCAGCUACAAAAAAGUAGCAGACCCCUUAACAUAGGUUUAAAAGGAAACUGUAGUUCGUAGUUCGUACUUGGAGUGUGUUGUGGAAUUAUCUUGUUCCGAGAUGAUUCUCCCGACGCAGUAUUUGCACAACGUAUAAAUGCGUGAGAUGCACGUAUGUACGUCUGCGAUGACAAGAUAUUCCGUGAUAUCCUUCCUCGAAUUUCUUCACGAAACGAAGAAACGAUACUGUGAUAUUAGAUUCUUCCAGCGAAAGACAAGAAGACGCAGUGCGCUAUGUAAAUCCACAUAAUCUCUUGCGCCACCAUAGGUUUUACAGGCGAAACAAUAGUUAUUAAAAGAAAGGAUAUUUAUAGCGACCUUACCAGUUCAACGUUACAUAUAAUUUUACUAAGAAAAUACUGAAAAUCAUACAAAGCAUCUAAGAGCUACAGAAGUAUUGAAUUAUAUAACUCGUCGGUGGUGUUAAAAGUACAUCGGCUCCGUUCCAGGAGUCUUUAAACCAGGAAGAAGUUCUACAAAGCAGAGUAGUUAACAUAAUUAAAAGAAAAGGUUUAAGUUCAAUGCUCCAGUUGAGCGUGUGAUAUGCAAUUCCAUUAGGUUCAUUCAAAGGCUGCAGAACUAUUGAACUGUACCUGGAGAGCAGGGUUGAAACAUCCUGAGUUUCGUCGCCGUGGCUGAGCCGCCAGUUACGAGAGAAUCGUAGCUCGGACGAGAGUCCACCGCUGGGAGCCAUGAAAAUCAAUGAGAAGAAUAUGGUAUCGUUCGCGACCUCUGCCACGCCGGUGGAUCGCGAGGGCUGGUUGAACAAGCGCGGGGAGAUCAAUCGUGGCUACCAGAGGCGAUGGUUUGUCCUCAAGGGGAAUAUAUUGUUCUACUUUGACCGUCGCGGUGACAAGGAGCCGGUGGGCAUGAUCGUGCUCGAGGGGUGCACGAUCGAGCUGGCGGAGGACGAGGAGCAGUUUGGCUUCAAGGUAGUUUUUCACGGGCCGAACAACAGGAGUUACAUUUUAGCCGCGGAGUCUCAGGAAUCUAUGGAACAAUGGAUGAAGGCGCUGGCGUGCGCCAGUUACGACUACAUGAAGCUCAUGGUGACGGAGCUGCAGCGUCAGUUGGACGCCGUGGAGGAGGAAACUGCGUCUACGCCGCUUCAACAGUCUCCCAAAGCACCGCCGAGACAACGGCACAAUCCGUUCAACAAGCCGGACUCCCAUCAUCGCUCCCAGAGCGUCAGGUCGGCGCCCGGUAGGACGGAAAACGUACCUCGGACUAGAAUAACGUUUCGCGAACUCCACACGGCCUACGGCAGGCGAAUCCUGGCGGAUCUGAACGAGUGGAGGCACGCGAGAAAAAAAGGUUCUUCCGAGCAACUUUGCGAGCAAUGUUUAAACUACCACGAGAUUACUACGAUAGAUGCGAGAGAUGAUUGCGUAAUAGGAAAAACAUUAACCACGAAACGAUAAGAGAAUGAUUUGCAGGUUUAAAAUUUUUUUAAUUAUCUAUAUUACCGAUAUUAUAUUCUUUUUGCAGUCAUAAACACCGCAUGCAAAAGAUAAAAACGCAAACGCUUCAAUAUUUUAGGAUAUAUAUAUAUAUACACAUAUAUAUUCUAAAAUAUAUAUAUGUUACAAGUUUUACAUUUAUAUAUAAUUUAAAAGCUAUUUGUACAAUUUACUUUGGACAACAAACAAAUGAAUUCACAACGCGCGUAACGUUUCAAUACCAUAAUAAAUAAAUUACUAUGAUUACACACAA